GCAUCUCUGACACGUAGCAUGGCGUGACAACCACAGACGGAAAAGGCAAGAGGAAGGAAGGAAGGAAGGAAGGAAGGAAAGAAGGAAGGAAGAAGGAGGAGGAGAAGGAGGGAGGGAAGGAGGAAGAGAGACAACUCCGUCCAAAAAAAAAGAACGUCGGCGGACAGGAGAAGGGAGGAAAGAGUGGCAGAGAAGAAGAGCAGAGGGUGUCGCAGCCAUGAUGUCGGACACACCUUUGCAGAGGAAUGGCAGGACAACAACACUACGGAUGUCGUGCGAGGAGGCUCAGCUCCACAAGGAGAGGUUGCAGGCAUUGGCGGAAAAGCGAAAACGCCAAACUGAAAUCGAGGACAAGCGAAGCCAGCUCGAUGAUUUGGUUUUACAGCUGCAACAUGUCAAGUCCAAAGCCAAGCGGGAGCGAUGGCUCCUCCAGGGAGUGGCGGCGGAGGAAGAAGAGGCUCGGAGAAAACAGUUGGAUCAGGAUGAAGAACACGGGAAGAACCUGGAAGACAUGAUUCACAGGCUUGAGUCAGAAAUCAGCCGACUUGAGAGUGAAGAGUCUCAGAUCUCAGCUAAAGAACAAGUUCUCCGAGAACGCUUGAAGGAGACGGAACGCUCAAUAGAGGACCUGCAGAAGAGUCUGAUGGUGCACGAUGGAGAGACCACCGGCUGGCCGUCCACUCCUCUGUCGGACCACACAGACCUCCAUCCCCACCACCUCAUCUCCACCUCGCUGCCCCAGACUAGUCCACCUGUGCCUGGGGUGAAGGCCGCUGGCAGACCUGCAGCCAUGUUUGCGACGGAGAUCCAGGUCCAGCGUGACCCUCACAGCGGCCAGCAGUGCGUCCUGUCGGCCAAUGGCGUGAGGCCCUCCUCAGAGGCGGGGGCCCGCGGCGUCAAAGUCUACGACGACGGCAGGAAGGUGGUGUACCAAGUCUCCUCCGCUGGUGGUGUGUCCACCAGCUCCAUGGAAAACGGCUGGAGCUCCUCCCAGGUGGAGCAGCUCCUCCACGGAGCAUCCAGGCCGCUCGGCGACAGCAAGGGUCAGGUGUCGGUGACCCCCGCCGACGGCAAGGAUCUGUCCCCGCCCUCCUGCGCCCCGCCAUCCAUCCCGUCGAGCCCGCCCGCCCGGGUGGAGACGGCGCCCAUCACCACGCAGCCCGGCCCCUGGGAGCUAAGCCCCGCCCCCGAGCAUCUCCUGGAGGACAGCAGCGAGAGCAGGCGACUGCUGCGCUUGGACGCCACGGCGAAGGCGGAGGUGGUCCUCAUCGACGAAGACGACGAGAAGUCUCUGCGGGAGAAGACCGUCACCGACGUGUCCAUCCUGGACGGCACGGCCGCCGACCUGGUGUCGGGUCGGCCCGCCACCUCUGAGGCCGCCAGCACGGAACUCUCGUCUGACAGCGCCGCCUCGCCCCCUCGCCACCCCGACGCCAACAAAGCCCCGCCUCCCGGCCUCACACCUGCCACAGGCUAUGGGGUUGCCGUGACGACAACAAAGGGCCAUGAAGCGGCAAUGCUGAGCAGACAUCCUCAGACUGCCAUGAAGUUGUGGCAAGAUGACAGUGGCACUGCAACAAAGGAGCGAACCUUGAAGACUGUCAGUUUCCAGGAAUCAGUCAGCAUCAUAACUGACGGACCACUUAUUAUGGAAGUGGAGAGCCAGCAGAUCCAGCAUGGGGGCCUCAGCAGACCCACUGACCAAGGCCACAGUGACAGUGAGCUAGAACAGGAGAUUCGCUACCUGGACCAGGUGCUGGAAGCAGCCUCAGAAACACCCAGCAAUGGAAACUCCUCCCCCUCAUACACCACAGCAGCUAGCGUUGAUGGCAAAUAUCCUUCUGUGACUGUGUCCAAUGCACCUCCCACAUAUCAGCAGCCAAUCACGCUGGAGGGGCCAAGACAAAGCACCUUCGUCCACCAGGACCACUUGGGGACAAAAACGAACGGACAUGUACCAAGGGAUCCAGAACCCAGCCACACGAGUGCUAAGUUUGAGCUGAGAGCUUUUCAGGAAGACAAAAGGCCUGCAAAACUUUUUACUCCAGGAGAGGAGCAACAUGUCAGAGUGACCAGGAUACGGGAUUCGGAGGAGGUUCAUGAGUUGGAGCGUGAGCGCCAAGAGCUCAUCAAAGAUCAGGCGGUGAAGAAAAACCCUGGCAUUGCUCAGCGUUGGUGGAACCCUCCGCAAGAGGUUCCUUUGGAGGAACAGCUGGACGCGGAACAACUCCAGUCUCUGAAAAAGUACCAGGAGAGGAAACAGCAGAAGCAUCAUCAAAGUUAUGCACACACACAGCCCCAGCUGACUGGGCCCCCCACAUUGGUGACCCUUGACCCAGAGCUAAUCAGGAAGGAAGACAUUGUAGAAAAAAAGAUUGACUUCUCAUCUGCCCGGAAGCAAUUCCUGCAAGGGGAAGUGACCAAAAAUUCGGUGGCUCCUCAUAUGUACUGCGCCAGGCCCUUCUCAAAGUCCGUGCCGAGGGGCAACCAUGGGAGCAACAGCAUCCUUACAGAAACCGCAGAGUGUAACGUGACCUGGUGUGAUGAUGGCAUUCCGGAAGAAUUUACCAGUGUUCGAGCUGUAAUGACAAAUCUCAGUGAUGAAGAGGAAGGCAAGAGCCACUUCCACCCAGAGGAGUCCGACUCGGGAUUGGAUGAGUUUUCAGUGCGCUCCCAGGACACAACGGUGUUUAGCUUGGAUAGUGUUUCAGACAGCGGAGCCUCGCUUCCCCCGACUCCUCUGCCACUUACCCCAGUGUCACCGCCUACACCCCAGCCUACUACCCCAGUCAAUGGGCAAGCCACCGGCAGUGGGGCUGAGGAGGAGCUGGAAUAUCAGGCAGAGGUACUUGUCCAAAAUGUCAUCCAAAAUGCCCUCUCCACCAAUGGAGGUGACUGGCAGUUGGAUUCUUCACAAAUGAGCAGCCCCGUGUCUUCAUCCUCAGCUUCAACAAGCAGCCCAGUGCCAGUUUCCUCUUCCCCUCUGUCUUUUGGGGAAUCUGACCGUCUCCAAGCCCCUGUGUCCUACAGCCAUGCUACAUCUAACUCAUCCCCACAGCUGGACCGGUUGCCAGAGGCACAGGUUGCCUUCCCAGAGAAGCUGAUAGAAACACAAGACCAGCAACAUUCAUCCAAUCCAAAACCAACUCCUUCUCAAACUGUCUCUCCACCACAGAGACCCAAAGAGAGAGGACCCAGGAUCAAGAUCCAGUCUUCUUAUACCAGAGCGCUUGCUUCCUCAGCUCCGGUCACUGCGCCAGCUUCGUGCUCUAUCCCCAUAGCGCCUGUACCCAGGCCAACACCCGUCUGCCGUCCCCCUUCUCCUUCAAGCCCAGAAAAGUCGGACUUCAGCUACUUCAGUAAAUAUUCCGAAGCAGCUGAACUUCGCAGCACGGCAGCAGCGACCAAAGGCCCUGAGGUGGAGGUGGCGAGCGGGCCGUUCCGCCUGCGCUCCAAAAAGCAACGUACAUUGUCCAUGAUCGAGGAGGAGAUCCGAGCAGCUCAGCAGAGAGAGGAAGAACUGAAGAAACAGAGAGAGGCUCAGCCUGAUAUCGUUCCUCAUGCCAGGAACGCUACUGACAGCAGUCAUGUUCCUGCAAAAUUGGGACCGCGGAAAAGCAGCGUAAACCCGGCAGACAAGCUGAAGAGCAACAGCUUGCCAACGAGACUCACGCUGACCGCCAGAACAGCACCAGGAAAGAUCGAGAAGGUGCGAGCAGGACCGCCUGUGUCGCCCUCGCCUUCAGAAGGAACUCUGUCUGAUGCCGGCAGUGAGGACUCAGGAGGACCACGACCCAAAAACUUCAUGCAGACCCUGAUGGAAGACUAUGAAACACACAAGGUGAAAAGGAGGGAACACAUGGAGGACAACAGUUACGCCCGUUUGUUGCUGGCUAAUGAGGUGUUGGAGGCCACCCGUGUGACCAGGAGGAAAAGUGACAUGGCGGUGAAGUGGGAAGCAGGCAUCUAUGCCAAUGAGGAUGGACAAGAAGAAGAAGAAGAAGAAGAAGAAGAAGAGGAGGAGUAAAGAAGGAAUGGAGGAAAGAGUAUUUAUUGAUGAUGAUGAUCACAUGACCUCAGUUGGAUGGUGAAGGUGUCAACAGUUUGUAGCGAGUACGUCAGAUAAGCAGCAGGUGAUGCAAGAGACGCUUGAAGGACUUGCAAAGUAUUCACAGGGACUUGGACUGUCAAUCAUCCUUGGAAUGAGUGAGUGAGUGAGUGAGUGAGUGAGUUAGGCUCAUGCAACAUGUUGUAUCUCCAUGACACCUGUGAUGAUGUCAUCUGUAGUCAUGCAAAAUGUUGUAUCUCCAUGACACGUAUGAUGAUGUCAUCUGUAGUCAUGCAACAUGGUGCAUCUCCAUGACACCUGUGAUGAUGUCAUCUGUAGUCAUGCAACAUGUUGUAUCUCCAUGACACCUGUGAUGAUGUCAUCUGUAGUCAUGCAACAUGUUGUAUCUCCAUGACACCUGUGAUGAUGGUAGUCAUGCAACAUGUUGUAUCUCCAUGACACCUGUGAUGAUGUCAUCGUGAGUCAUGCAUCAUGUUAGAUCUCCAUGACACGUGUGAUGAUGUCAUCUGUAGUCAUGCAACAUGUUGUAUCUCCAUGACACCUGUGAUGAUGUCAUCGUGAGUCAUGCAUCAUGUUAGAUCUCCAUGACACGUGUGAUGAUGUCAUCUGUAGUCAUGCAACAUGUUGUAUCUCCAUGACACCUGUGAUGAUGUCAUCUGUAGUCAUGCAACAUGUUGUAUCUCCAUGACACCUGUGAUGAUGACAUCUGUAGUCAUGCAACAUGUUGUAUUUCCAUGACACUUGUGAUGAUGUCAUCUUUAGUCAGUUACAAUUGUCAAUAAUCACUAAUAGUCACACUCCUGUCUCCUCACCAGAGGGCGCUGUCUCUAGAUGACAUCACAACAAUAUAAACACAGUUGCAUAUUGCUUAGAGUAUUCAAUAACAAAUGUGUCCGCAUCAUUCAAUUUACAGCAUUUUGACCUUAACUUAAUGAAUUAUUUUAGCCACUAGGUGUCGCCAAGAAAAACAAUUACCACUCUAGGUCAACUUAAAGACUGCGUGAGUCUAUUCCACACUGCUAAUAAUGUAUAGGUUAGUGAUGAUGAGUACAACAUGUGACUAAGGAGUCGGUUUUCCCUGCUGAGUGAGGUUUAACAGGAAGGACUGCUGACCGCGUGUUGUGUUGGUGCGUGCAUAUAUAUAUACAUAUAUAUAUAUAUAUAUAUAUAUAUAUAUAUAUAUAUAUACUCCAAGGUUAUUAUACUGUCUUUGACAUAUUCCCAUGUAUUCUUGUGUGCUCAUGUGACCACAGAAAAGUUGUGAGUCUGCCUAUUUACAAACCCCGUUUCCAUAUGAGUUGGGAAAUUGUGUUAGAUGUAAAUAUAAACAGAAUACAAUGAUUUGCAAAUCCUUUUCAACCCAUAUUCAAUUGAAUAUGCUACAAAGUCAACAUAUAUUGUAUGUUCAAACUGAUAAACAUGUUUUUUCUUGCAAAUAAUCAUUAACUUUCGAAUUUGAUGCCAGCAACACGUGACAAAGAAGUUGGGAAAGGUGGCAAAAAUACUGAUAAAGUUGAGGAAUGCUCAUCAAACACUUAUUUGGAACAUCCCACAGGUGUGCAGACUAAUUGGGAACAGGUGGGUGCCAUGAUUGGGUAUAAAAACAGCUUCCCAAAAAAUGCUCAGUCUUUCACAAGAAAGCAUGGGGCGAGGUACACCGCUUUGUCCACAACUGCGUGAGCAAAUAGUCAAACAGUUUAAGAACAACGUUUCUCAAAGUGCAAUUGCUAGAAAUUUAGGGAUUUCAACAUCUGCGGUCCAUAAUAUCAUCAAAAUGUUCAGAGAAUCUGGAGAAAUCACUCCACAUAAGCGGCAUGGCUGGAAACCAACAUUGAAUGACCGUGACCUUUGAUGCCUCAGACAGCACUGUAUCAAAAACCGACAUCAAUCUCUAAAGGAUAUCACCACAUGGGCUCAGGAACACUUCAGAAAACCACUGUCACUAAAUACAGUUAAAGCUCUACUAUGCAAAGCGAAAGCCAUUUAUCAACAACAUCCAGAAACGCCGCCGGCUUCUCUGAGCCCCGAGAUCAUCUAAGAUGGACUGAUGCAAAGUGAAAAAGUGUUCUGUGGUCUGAUGAGUCCACAUUUCAAUUAGUUUGUGGAAAUAUUCGACAUCGUGUUACCCGGACCAAGGGGGAAGGGAACCGUCCAGACUGUUAUCGAUGCAAAGUUCAAAAGCCAGCAUCUGUGAUGGUAUGGGGGUGCAUUAGUGCCCAAGGCACGGGUAACUUACACAUCUGUGAAGGCACCAUUAAUGCUGAAAGGUACAUACAGGUUUUGGAACAACAUAUACUGCCAUCUAAGCGCCGUCUUAUUCAUGGACGCCCCUGCUUAUUUCAGCAAGACAAUGCCAAGCCACAUUCAGCACGUGUUACAACAGCGUGGCUUUGUAAAAAAAGAGUGCAGGUACUUUCCUGGCCCGCCUGGAGUCCAGACCUGUCUCCCAUCGAAAAUGUGUGGUGCAUUAUGAAGUGUAAAAUACGACAGCGGAGACCCCGGACUGUUGAACGACUGAAGCUCUACAUAAAACAAGAAUGGGAAAUAAUUCCACUUUCAAAGCUUCAACAUUUAGUUUCCUCAGUUCCCAAACGUUUAUUGAGUGUUGUUAAAAGAAAAGGUGAUACAACACAGUGGUGAACAUGCCCUUUCCCAACUACUUUGGCACGUGUUGCAGCCAUGAAAUUCUAAGUUAAUUAUUAUUUGCAAAAAAAAAUAAAGUUUGAGUUUGAACAUCAAAUAUCUUGUCUUUGUAGUGCAUUCAACAGGAUAUGGGUUGAAAAGGAUUUGCAAAUCAUUGUAUUCCGUUUAUAUUUACAUCCAACACAAUUUCCCAACUCAUAUGGAAACGGGGUUUGUAAAACUAUUAUUCAGCAGUUAUUUCAUUGGUGUGUGAAUGUGGAAUGAGUGUCAAAGCAGAUUGACAUUCAAAGUAGAACACAAAGCAGCAUUUUUCUACUCUUCUACCCAGCGUGAGAAUGUCAGGAGGAUGGUGAAAGUGAAAGCAAAAGUCACCAAUGUGUCUUGUCCAAGUGUCCUUCAGCUUGGCACUGACCUCAGGUCAGUGAGGAUGGCACACAUUGUGUUUGUCGCCAUUCACUCAAAAUGUUUGAUCAAAACAACAAAAGCCGAAGUCCCCGUGAUUGUUUUGAUUCACAUUUGAUCAAAUACAACAUGGGGAGUAUUAAUUUCAUUUGAUCAUGUACAACAUGGAUAUUAUUAAUUACAUUUGAUCAUGUACAACAUGGGGAGUAUUAAUUACAUUUGAUCAUAUACAACAUGGGGAGUAUUAAUUAUAUUUGAUCAUGUACAACAUGGGGAGUAUUAAUUAAAUUUGAUCAUAUACAACAUGGAGAGUAUCAAUUACAUUUGUUCAUGUACAACAUGGGGAGUAUAAUUACAUUUGAUCGUAUUCAACAUGGGGAGUAUUAAUUAUAUUUGAUCAUGUACAACAUGGGGAGUAUUAAUUACAUUUGAUCAUAUACAACAUGGGGAAUAUUAAUUACAUUUGAUCCAAAACAACAUGGGGAGUAUCAAUUACAUUUGUUCAUGUACAACAUGGGGAGUAUUAAUUACAUUUGAUGGUAUACAACAUGGGGAGAAUUAAUCACAUUUGAUCAUAAACAACAUAGGGAGUAUUAAUCACAUUUGAUCAAAUACAACGUGGAGUAUUAGUUAAAUUUGAUCAUGUACAACAUGGAGAGUAUUAAUUACAUUUGAUCAUGCACAACAUGGGGAGAAUUAAUCACAUUUGAUCAUAAACAACAUAGGGAGUAUUAAUCACAUUUGAUCAAAUACAACGUGGAGUAUUAGUUAAAUUUGAUCAUGUACAACAUGGAGAGUAUUAAUUACAUUUGAUCAUGCACAACAUGGGGAGUAUUAAUUACAUUUGAUCAUAUACAACAUGGGGAUUAUUAAUCACAUUUGAUCAUAUACAACAUGGAGUAUUAAUUAAAUUUGAUCAUGUACAACAUGGAGAGUAUUAAUUACAUUCGAUCAUGUACAACAUGGAGAGUAUUAAUUACAUUUGAUCAUAAACAACAUGGGGAGAAUUAAUCACAUUUGAUCAUAAACAACAUAGGGAGUAUUAAUCACAUUUGAUCAAAUACAACGUGGAGUAUUAGUUAAAUUUGAUCACGUACAACAUGGAGAGUAUUAAUUACAUUUGAUCAUGCACAACAUGGGGAGUAUUAAUUACAUUUGAUCAUAUACAACAUGGGGAUUAUUAAUCACAUUUGAUCAUAUACAACAUAGGGAGUAUUAAUCACAUUUGAUCAUAUACAACGUGGAGUAUUAAUUAAAUUUGAUCAUGUACAACAUGGAGAGUAUUAAUUACAUUCGAUCAUGUACAACAUGGGGAGUAUUAAUCACAUUUGAUCAUAUACAAAAUGGGGAGUAUUAAUUACAUUCGAUCAUGUACAACAUGGGGAGUAUUAAUCACAUUUGAUCAUAUACAACAUGGAGAGUAUUAAUUACAUUUGAUCAUGUACAACAUGGGGAGUAUUAAUUACAUUUGAUCAUAUACAACAUGGGGAUUAUUAAUCACAUUUGAUCAUAUACAACAUAGGGAGUAUUAAUCACAUUUGAUCAAAUACAACGUGGAGUAUUAAUUAAAUUUGAUCAUGUACAACAUGGAGAGUAUUAAUUACAUUCGAUCAUGUACAACAUGGGGAGUAUUAAUCACAUUUGAUCAUAUACAAAAUGGGGAGCAUUAAUCACAUUCGAUCAUAUACAACAUGGGUAGUAUUAAUUACAUUUACUGAUAUACAACAUGGGUAGUAUUGAUCACAUUUACUGAUAUACAACAUGGGGAGUACAUUCUUAUGAGAAGGUCCAACAAGCCUAGUCAGUAACAGGACAAAGAAAUACUGCAGUAAAUCAGCGUGGGAAAUAUUUUUUAUUGCUGUGUUGACGUGGAAUAUUCUACUUUCCUAUAUGCAAACAAGCUCCACAGGCGUUGUAGUUUAUUAAGGAAGUAAAGUUUAUUAAGGAAGUAAAGCUUCUACCUUUCUUUGUUGUGUCCCAAACUGUCCAAGACUUUGAUGAACACCAUUGUUGUUGUUUGGGUUGUUGAUGAACACCAUUGUUGUUGUUUGGAUUGUUGAUGCAGAGAAGAUGUAUUUAUCAUUGCAAUGUAGCUUGGUUAGCAUUUGUGAGGACAGGAUGUAUAACUUCCUGCGUUAACCACUUCAUAUUGUGUUACAGAACAUGUACGGCUCAGUUAUUCGCUUCUUUUACAUAUUAUAAAUAUUUUCUCAUUAAAUACAAAAACCUGGAAAAUAA
This is a messenger RNA of Nerophis ophidion (straightnose pipefish), 9352 nucleotides long. Its product is annotated as PALM2-AKAP2 fusion protein. Gene Ontology annotation, cellular component: membrane. Lineage: Eukaryota; Metazoa; Chordata; Actinopteri; Syngnathiformes; Syngnathidae. Gene Ontology annotation, biological process: regulation of cell shape. The record is from RefSeq and is a predicted model, not a curated record. Bases 218 to 4027 code for a protein of 1269 amino acids. The transcript has 17 exons.